AUGGCCGGGAUGGAGAGUUCCAGCCGCCUCUCUGGGCCGGAAUCCAAGGUGAAGGCACAGGAGCCAGGGGACCAGCUGCUCAGUGCCCGGGUCUUUUUUGACAAUUUCAAGUACGAAGAUGCCCUCCGUUUGCUACAGUGUGCCGAACCCUAUAAGGUCUCCUUCUGCCUCAAGCGGACCGUGCCCACCGGGGACCUGGCCUUGCGUCCAGGCACCGUGGCAGGCUACGAGAUCAAGGGCCCCCGGGCCAAGGUGGCCAAGCUGAACAUCCAGAGCCUGUCCCCAGUGAAGAAGAAGAAGGUCCUAGCUGUGUCUGGGGCCCCGGGGAUCCCCUCAGAUCUGGCCCCUGUUGAUGUUGAGUUCUCCUUCCCCAAGUUUUCAAGGCUGCGACGGGCAAAGGCCGAGGUGGCUCCGGGGCCCACGCUGCCCGCCCCUACCCGUCGACGCUUGCGCCUCCCCCGGCUGCGGGUCAGGGAAGUGGCUGGUCCCGUUCCAACUGCUGAGCCGGGGGUCCAGGUGUCUCACCUGGCCGCCAUUCCCUUCCUCGGGAGCAGGAAGGCCAAGGUGGAGGGAACCCUGGCUGGAGUGGAAGCACCCUUUGGUGCCCAUUUUGUGACCCCCCAACUAGAGCUGGUUGGGCCUCAGAGGGCAGGUGCUGAGGUGGUGGCUGAAGUUCCAGAGCCUUCAGGCACUGGAUUUGGCCUCCAUCUGCCCACAUUUGGCCUUACGGCCCCAGCAGCACCUGCGCCUGAGGUGGCCCCAGGGGGGAUCCAGGUGCCCCAGGUGGAGUUGCCUAGCCUCACCCAGUUGCCUUGCCUGGAGGCCAGAGAAGGUGGGGCCAUUACGGCACCUACCCUAGAUGUAUCUGUGCCAUCCAUGGAGGUGGACCUCGCCCUGCCCGGAGCUGAGGCUGAAGUCAGGGGAGAAGGGCCUGAGGUCGCUUUAAAGGUGCCCUGGCUCACCUUCCCCCGCUUUGGUGCUCGGGGGAAGGAAGGGAUAGGGCCCGACAGCGAGGGGAAAGUUGGCAAAAGAGUAAAGGUCAGUCCCGAGGCCAGGGUCAAGGGACCCAAGCUGCGGAUGCCCACUUUUGGGCUCUCUCUGCUGGAGUCACGGCCAGCUGCACCCGAGCCCACUGUAGAGGGCAAGUUGAAACUUCCCACCCUCAAGAUGCCUUCUUUUGGCAUUGGGGUGUCUGGGGCUGAAGUUAAGCUGCCCAAGGGCCCAGAGAUGAAGCUGCCAAAAGUUCCUGAGGUAAAGUUGCCAAAGGGGGCAGAUGUACAGCUCCCCAAAGUACCAGAGAUGAAGCUGCCCAAGGGGCCGGAGGUGUCCAUCCCAGAGGUGCACCUUCCAGACGUCCAGCUCCCAAAGGUGCCUGAGAUGAAGCUGCCCAAGGGGCCGGACAUGUCUAUCCCAGAGGUGCACCUUCCAGAGGUCCAGCUCCCAAAGGUGCCUGAGAUGAAGCUGCCCAAAGGGCCGGACAUGUCUAUCCCAGAGGUGCACCUCCCAGAAGUCCA
Molecule: messenger RNA, 1514 nt
Organism: Gracilinanus agilis (Agile Gracile Mouse Opossum)
Lineage: Eukaryota; Metazoa; Chordata; Mammalia; Didelphimorphia; Didelphidae
Product: periaxin-like
Exons: 3
Biological process (GO): regulation of RNA splicing; peripheral nervous system myelin maintenance
Cellular component (GO): nucleus; cytoplasm
Source: RefSeq, a predicted model, not a curated record